This is a messenger RNA of Poecilia latipinna (sailfin molly), 1207 nucleotides long. RefSeq names its product NFAT activating protein with ITAM motif 1 (gene nfam1). Lineage: Eukaryota; Metazoa; Chordata; Actinopteri; Cyprinodontiformes; Poeciliidae. The coding region runs from base 191 to 940 and encodes 249 amino acids. Gene Ontology annotation, molecular function: transmembrane signaling receptor activity. Gene Ontology annotation, cellular component: membrane raft. Gene Ontology annotation, biological process: positive regulation of B cell receptor signaling pathway; positive regulation of cytokine production; B cell receptor signaling pathway. The transcript is spliced from 6 exons. The record is from RefSeq and is a predicted model, not a curated record.
AAGGUCUCAUUGCAUUUGUGCUCUGGCCCUUUAAUGUCCAGUUGAAGCAGGUUCCUUAAAAAUGAAACAUUCUUUUGAGGAAGUAGUGGUUUAGUUGCUGUCAGGAAACCCGUUGCUGUUUAUUCACUGAGACAAAGAGAGAGGAGACAUUUGGCGCAAACCCGUCCAGACGGCUGAUAACUUCCCUGACAUGGAAGCUCAAUACUUCUGGCAUCUGUCCCUUACUUUGGCUUGGAUAUUUCUAUUUUCCUUCCCUUCUGUGUGCAAAGGAAUGAAUGGAAUCGAGAUAAAGCUGAACACCGCUGUGUUUGUGGCCUUCUCCGGUGAAGAUCUCACAAUUAAUGGCACCAUCCAUAAAAUGACCAACGAAACUUCAGAAUAUUUGAGAUGCUACGACCCAAAUGGACAACCGAUAUGCAACAUUACGAUCAACCCCACAGAAGGGGAACACCUACAUCUGUAUCUGAAAAACCUGAGCAGUUCAGGAUUGUACCGUUGCAAAUGUAAUUCGGCUGAGGUGAAGUGGUUUAUUCGGGUGACAGCCUACAGGGAGCCCCAGAAGCCGGACUACACAGAGGUCUUCAUGAUGGCUGUCUUCACGGUCUUGCUGCUGGUCUUCAGUGUGUUUGCCUCUGUGUAUGUCUUCAGAGGACAUUGGAAAGAGACACAGUCUGGAUCUCUGGCCACCAGCAGAACACAGAAGCAGAACACAGAAGAAAGGAAGGAGACAGGAAAAGAGGAAGACAACAUGGACAUGGCAGCAGCUCAGUCUUCUUCGUUCUAUGCUAGUCUGGAGGCUCGGCCCAGCUCUAUUUAUUUUGUGCUGGAUCAUUCAGCUACCAACAGUGACGAGAAGCGAGCAAACGCCCCAAAAAAGGCGGAGCAAAUUGCCGAAUACCAGGAUGAAGGCAUCUUUGAGUGUGUUUAUGAGAACUUUUGAGUUAAAUAAACUGGGUUUGACUGAUUUUGCUUCAUAGCACCGAGCUAAACAUCAAUGCUUUCCACUGUCAGAUAUUUCAAGAAAAGUAAAACCAAAAGAAAAAAAAAAAAAAAAAACAUCCACAACAAAUAUUUCAAUAAAACUGUGUAAAUAAUAAAUAAACAAAAGUAUUAAGAGUAACCUGUAAAUGAAGAUUCCUAGAGCUUGUGUCACAUUGUUAUACAUCUGAUAUCUGGAUUUAAUAAAUAUUGCUGGAUCAGUAACAGA